Anthonomus grandis grandis is the source of this 605-nucleotide messenger RNA. RefSeq names its product muscleblind-like protein 3. The transcript is spliced from 4 exons. NCBI's taxonomy places the organism in Eukaryota, Metazoa, Arthropoda, Insecta, Coleoptera, Curculionidae. Bases 1 to 315 code for a protein of 104 amino acids. Gene Ontology annotation, molecular function: metal ion binding. The record is from RefSeq and is a predicted model, not a curated record.
AUGGCGGAUGGACGCCAUGUUGUCAGUGGCGCGCCUACGAACGCGGCCUUUGUGGUCUACACUGACGAGCAAGGACAGUUACUGGACACCCUCCCGGUGUGCCAAGAUUUUAAUCGAGGUCUUUGCACGAGGCCCACUUGCAAGUUUGUACAUCUUCAGGAAGGAGAGGGCGUUGAAGUGAUCGACAACCGUGUCGCAGUAUGUCGCGACGCGGCCAAGGGGCAGUGUUGCCGGACCGUCUGUAAAUACUACCACAUCCCCGUGGCCCUGCCCCCCGCCCCCGUAAUGGCCGCCCUCGCGUCCUACCUUCAGUGAUCAACAACGACGAACAAACACCGAAAACAAACUAAAAAUAAAAAAACUCACCCUAAUAUAUUUAAAGAAAAAAAAAAAUAAAAUAAAAUAAAAAUUAUAAAUUAUGUAUAGCUUUACGGCUCGGGGUAUAGGCUGUCAAAACUGUCAUAAAAAAACGAGUACCGUGGUGGCCGUCUGUCUCCCCCCCUCCCACCCAAACCAAUCGUAAUAAUAUGUUUAUAUAAUAAUUAUAAUAGACAUUUAUAUUCUGUCAUAUGAUGACGUAAAUGAAGAAGAAGAAGAAGUAACUA